Molecule: messenger RNA, 3006 nt
Organism: Alligator sinensis (Chinese alligator)
Lineage: Eukaryota; Metazoa; Chordata; Crocodylia; Alligatoridae
Gene: NEK7
Product: NIMA related kinase 7
Exons: 12
Coding region: 329-1414 (361 amino acids)
Biological process (GO): protein phosphorylation
Molecular function (GO): protein kinase activity; ATP binding
Source: RefSeq, a predicted model, not a curated record
GGGCCAGGAGCUGCUGCCGCUUGCGGGGCGCGGCCAGCGCUGGUGCCUGGGCAUUGUUGCGGAGCUGGGCCGGCCCUGCCCUGGGCCGAGGCGCGGGGACAGAAGCCCUCCACAGCUUCCCCCGCCCGCGAGGCCUCCCGAGGAGCGCUGGGCGGAGCCUGGUUGCGCUGCCGCUGCCGGCCUGACAGCUCUUGCCUCCUACUUCACGUCCCGUCACUGCUUCCUUUCCUUGCCCCCCUCUCACAGACACCGGUGCUGCUCGGGGUAGGACUGCCGGCCCUCAGUUGCAGCUAAAGGGCAGAACCAAAACGUCCUGUUAUUUGACACAAUGGAUGAACAGUCACAAGGCAUGCAGGGGCCUCCUGUUCCACAGUUUCAGCCACAGAAAUCUUUACGACCUGACAUGGGCUACAAUACACUAGCCAACUACCGAAUAGAAAAGAAGAUUGGCCGAGGACAGUUUAGUGAAGUUUAUAGAGCAACUUGGCUCCUGGAUGGGGUACCAGUCGCAUUGAAAAAGGUGCAGAUUUUUGAUUUAAUGGAUGCCAAAGCCCGUGCUGACUGCAUCAAAGAAAUAGAUCUUCUUAAGCAACUGAAUCAUCCAAAUGUGAUCAAAUAUUAUGCCUCAUUCAUUGAAGACAAUGAACUGAACAUAGUAUUGGAAUUAGCAGAUGCUGGAGACCUCUCUAGAAUGAUAAAGCAUUUUAAGAAACAGAAGAGGUUGAUUCCUGAAAGGACAGUUUGGAAGUACUUUGUUCAGCUUUGCAGUGCACUGGAACACAUGCAUUCUCGUCGUGUCAUGCAUAGAGACAUAAAGCCAGCUAAUGUUUUCAUUACGGCAACAGGGGUAGUAAAGCUUGGAGACCUUGGUCUUGGACGAUUUUUCAGUUCUAAAACCACAGCUGCACAUUCUUUAGUUGACAGCUGUGAUGAUCCCAUAUUCAGGCCAAUGCUAAAAGUGGGUACACCUUAUUACAUGUCUCCUGAGAGAAUACAUGAAAAUGGAUACAACUUCAAAUCUGACAUCUGGUCUCUAGGCUGUCUGCUGUAUGAGAUGGCUGCUCUGCAGAGUCCCUUUUAUGGUGACAAAAUGAACUUGUACUCCUUGUGCAAGAAAAUAGAACAGUGUGACUAUCCACCUCUCCCUUCAGAUCACUAUUCAGAGGAAAAAUUCAGCUACACACCUGCAGUGGCCCAAGACAGAAGCCGGGGGGUGAUAGAAAAUGCCUCCCUCAUCAGCUGGAGCAGACAGCUUGGGCCAAGGCUAGUCCACCCACCCUGCAAGGGGGGGCUUGCAGGAGAGCUGCGACAAUUAGUUAAUAUGUGCAUCAACCCAGAUCCCGAGAAGCGACCAGACAUAACCUACGUCUAUGAUGUAGCAAAACGUAUGCAUGCACACACUGCGAGUAGCUAAACAGAGAACAGAUUAUGAAGAAAUGAACGCAAAAUGUUCAAGGAUUUUAAGCAGAUUUUUUUGCCUGUUACAUAAAUGUGAUUAUUCAGAGCUGACUGACAUGCAAUGAUUUGUAAAUCAAUUUAGACCCAAACUUAAUCAAUUUGCAAUUUUGAAAAGUAGAUUUCAAUGUAAAAAAUGGAAUGGAUUUAAAACAAAGCUUAACAUACCAAAUAGUAGUUCCUAACAUUUUUAAAGGUGAAAUGAUUUUAGUGUAUUUUUCUCUUUAAAAAAUUGUAUUUUGUUGGGAUUUCAAAAUUCUAAAUAAUCCUUAAGUUGCAAUUUUGCACAAUACUGAUAUUAAGCAUGUUACAUCAAAGCAAAAUAUCUGACACUUUCUCACCUUUUCAAUAACUUACAGAGGUGAAGAAUAAGCAUAAUUCAGUAAAUUUAUUUUAAUAUUUUUAUUUCUACAGAAACACUUUGAAGUUUAUUGUAUUUUAUAAUGUGGGUUGCAAUUUGCAGUUCUGUUUUUCAAGGUCAAUGUAGACAAAAAUCCUCAUUAUCUGUAUGGUUUAAAUGCAACUUUUAAUUUAGGGAAAAAGUUUGAGGGAAGUUGUCAGUCAGACACUGAGAAAUCUUUGUAUCUUGUCCUUUCCCCCUUGAGUUACAGUAGCAUAAAUCAACCCAGAGUGUUUGCUUUGAACAUUGGUGUGGCUGAUUUGAAGUCCUGCAUCCUGAAAUCUGAUCUCUAUGAGUAGAUGCACCUAUGCAGUAGUUUGCAAAGCUGAUUAGGCCUGCAUAGUCAGAGCCUAAGACUUAUGCAAACCUCUAUUGUUUUUUUUCCCUGUGCAAACAUGUGUCUCUGUCAUAGCAGAUCAGACUGAAAGAUAAGGGCUUUAAGUUACAAAUCCCCAGGUAUUUAUGUUUGUUUCUGUUGUAGAUUUUGUUUUUUAUAAAUCCUUUGGAUCACCUGACAGUAAUAUAUUUUAAAUUUCCUUUAAAAUACAUUUUUAAUUCAGAAACCUGUUGGCAAAACUAUAAUUGUAUCCUGUAAUACAAAUGUAUGCUUCAUUAAAUACAUGAUUUUUAUAUACUGUAUUUACCUGGUGCUGCUUCAUCUGUACAAUCUAUAUAUUUGCAGAUUAUAUUUGAAAAUAUCUUACCAGUAUUUUCAGUUUAAAAGCAUGUGCACAGUAUGUUGGUUAAACUCUAGUAUCAGUCACUGUCUAUACAUGAAUGACUUAUUUUAUUGGCAAGUUAAAGGAAAUAAACACAGUACUUUUAUAUAAAAAAUGUUCAGGGAAGUUGAGAUCUGAUUCCUCUGAAUUUGAGAUCAUAUUUUUGGCAAACAUACCAAGCUAUCAAAAUGAAUCAUUGCUGUAAGUUUGACACAGAAAAUUGUAUUGAUAUCAGUUAUGUUUUCGAGUUUUGAAGUCAAUUAAAUUUUUAUUAUAUAAAAAUAUUAGGGAAAAGUAAACUUGUAGUACUCAUGUGUAAAUAUUGGUCUGUAUACAUUCAAUUCACUAUGCAUUCAACAUUUGCAUCUUUGUUUCUCCAUAUUUCCUGUAAUAAAGUUUUCAUGGUCAGUAUGUGGCAUAAUGAACACAGUG